This is a messenger RNA of Talaromyces proteolyticus, 1725 nucleotides long. RefSeq names its product delta-1-pyrroline-5-carboxylate dehydrogenase. Gene Ontology annotation, molecular function: L-glutamate gamma-semialdehyde dehydrogenase (NAD+) activity. Gene Ontology annotation, cellular component: mitochondrial matrix. Lineage: Eukaryota; Fungi; Ascomycota; Eurotiomycetes; Eurotiales; Trichocomaceae. The record is from RefSeq and is a predicted model, not a curated record. The coding region runs from base 1 to 1725 and encodes 574 amino acids. The transcript is spliced from 4 exons.
AUGAUUUCACGGAGGCUUGUUAGACCAAAUUUAACCUCUGCUGGGCGACGGCGUCCUAUCCCUUUCGCCCAGGCACGGUCCAAGGCAACUAUUCCAUUCAGACUCCCAGAUGCCAGAAACGAGCCUAACCCUCUCUACAUACGAGAUUCUCCCGAGCGCCUCAAACUAGAGGCAGCACUAACCGAAAUCCGAUCUCAGCUGCCCGUCCAGAGCCACAUCUACUACAACGGCAAGACACAGCCAGCAUCUAAGUCAUGGGAUCAGCCACUCCCGGCCGAACAUGCUACUUCUUUCACGAAUUAUCCUCUUGCUACGAAGGAGCAGGUCUCGACUGCCAUUGAGUCUGCCUUGAAAGCAAAAAAGGACUGGGAGAACACGCCAUUUGUAGACCGAGCGUCCAUCUUCCUCAAAGCGGCGGAGCUGGUCACGACGAAGUAUCGAUAUGAGCUCAUCGCAGCGACAAUGCUGGGACAAGGCAAGAAUAUCUGGCAGGCUGAGAUUGAUGCCGCAGCGGAGUUGGCGGACUUCUUCCGACUCAACUGCAAUUUUGCAGCGGAGUUGUUUGAAAGACAACCCGUUAGGGGAACAGAUGGGAUGUGGAGCCGAAUGGAAUACCGACCAUUAGAGGGCUUCGUCUACGCAAUUUCACCAUUCAACUUCACUGCGUUGGGAGGUAGUUUGCUCUCCGGUCCUGCAUUGAUGGGUAACGUCGUCCUGUGGAAGCCUUCGCCGUCAAAUAUCUACGCCAGCACUAUAAUCUACAAGAUUCUGCUUGAAUCUGGUUUACCUCCUGAUGUGGUCCAGUUCGUACCAGGCGACGCGGAGGAGGUCACGAAUGUGGCUCUGAGCCACCGGGACUUUGCCGGUCUCAACUUCAUCGGGUCGUCAGAUGUCUUCCGGUCUAUAUAUGCGAAGAUCGGGGAGGGCAUCGGCAAGAAGACGUAUCGUGAGUUCCCACGAGUUGUUGGCGAGACUAGUGGCAAGAAUUUCCAUCUCAUUCACAACUCCGCCGACAUCCCCUCCGCUGUUAACCACACUAUUCGUGGCGCAUUCGAGUAUCAAGGUCAGAAAUGCUCGGCCACUUCUCGCUUGUACAUCCCCGAGUCUCAAGCGGAAGAGUUCCUCGCAUUGUUGAAAGCCGGUGUUGAAGACAUUACUAUCGGCAGCCCAGACAAAAACCUAGACGCCUUCAUGGGCCCAGUGAUUCAUCGCCGAUCGUUCGACAAGAUUAAGGACAUCAUCGACGUGAGCAAUAAGGAUCCGUCCCUUAAACUGCUUGCUGGUGGCACCUAUGACGACUCUGUUGGUUUUUUCGUGAAUCCAACAGUGUACCAGACGCAAUCUCCUAACCAUCGAUUAUUUAACGAAGAGAUCUUUGGUCCUGUUUUAGUCGUUUAUGUUUAUCCUGACGGGGAAUGGAGUUCCAUAUUGAGCAGUGUUGACCAGGCUGGCGGUGGGUUUGCCUUGACAGGUGCUGUUUUUGCCAAGGAUCGUAGGGCUAUUCGAGAAGCGGAGGAUGCUCUUCGCUACUCAGCUGGAAAUUUCUACAUCAAUUGCAAAACUACAGCCGCUCUAAUCGGCCAGCAGUCUUUCGGUGGUGCUCGUGCCAGCGGCACUAAUGACAAAGCUGGCAGCUCUGAUAUUCUCCGGCGUUUUACGAGUCCGAGGAUGAUCAAGGAGGAAUUCUUUCCUCUAGAGGGUUAUAAAUACCCUAGUAACCACUAA